AUGUCGCCGCCCCCACUCCCUGAACUCCUCAAGGCCGCGAAGCAGCUCGUCCGAAGGGCGGAUAAGGACGGCAUAUUAGACACCCUAACACCGCGUCUAAUCCGACACGAAAUCGAGAAGCAAUUCGAACUUGAGCCGGGCACGCUCGACGCACCGGAGUAUAAAGGGAAACUGAGGGAUGCCGUGACUGAUGCUCUGGCAUCUGGGGGUGAAGGCGAUGAUGAUGAGGAACCAACGCCGAAGAAAGUGAAGAAGACGAACAAGGAAGGGGGGUCGAAGAAGAAGAAGUCGUCUGAGAAGCCGGUCGCGAAGAAACGCAAGUCAAGUGCGGUCGUCGUAUCAGACGAGGAAGUACCUGAGGUACAAGCGCCGUCGAGUCCAGCCACGAAAUUCGAAAAUCCAGCAAGCGAGAAGAAACGCAAAAUAAGCAGUGCCCUCGUUGUUUCGGACGAGGAAGACGUGGAGGUUCAGGCUUCAAGUCCAGCACCGAUAUCCGAAAAGCUAGUAAGCAAGAAGAAAUACAAGUCUGGUGCGGUUGUCGUGUCGGACGAGGAAGAGGUUGAAGUAUCAAGUCCAGCACCGAAAUCCGAGACGUCAGUAAGCAAGAAGAAACUCAAGUUUAGUGCUGUCGUCAUGUCGGAUGAGGAAGAGGUGGAAGUGCAGCCUUCUUCGAGCCCAGCACCGAAAUCCAAACCAGCCUUGAAAAAGGCAUCGGUGAAGGAGACGAAGACAAAGUCCAAGCCAAAAAGAAAAUCAGGCUCAGCAGCGGAAGAAAGCUCUUCAGCUGGAAAGAAGAAGCAAACCGUGAAAAAGGCCACCAAGGAGUUCAAAUCUCUGGAACAUGUCCCGACUUCUGACAUGGAAGAUGACGACCCUGACGACCCCGCAGAAUCCUCCAAAUUGAAACUAGUUGAGGUGAAGUCCAAGCUUGAUGCGCCCCCUCCAAAACGGCGCAAGGUUUCGUUACCACCUAGCAGUGACGAGGACGAAGAAGAGGAUACGAAGGCGACCGUCAAGCGGAAAGAUCCGUCAGACAAAGGCGAUGCAACUGUCGACGAACAGCCAAAGAAGAAACGCAAGGUAAAAUCCGAGAGUACGAAGGAACCCAAGAAACCUACAACAGCAAAGAAAGCCAGGCCCACCAAAGAGAACAAAGGAUCAAGUUUAACCAAAGAUGAAGAAACUAUCAAGCGUCUCAAGUCACUAGUCUUGGCAUGUGGUGUACGCCAUCCCUGGGCCAAACUUUUUGCAGACCUAUCGGCUAGCCAGCAAAUCAAGAAACUCAAAGAGAUUCUAGCCGAUUUGGGUAUGAAAGGUCGGACAAGCAUGGAGCAAGCCAAGGCCAUCAGGGAGAAACGAGAGCUGGCUCAGGAACUUGAGGACGUCCAAGAAUUCGAAAAGAAGGUUAUAGAGAUCUCGUCAAAACGGGCACAAAAGCAGAGUCAAAAACCAUCGGGAAGGUUGUUGAAGCGGGAUCGUGACGACGGCGAAGAAGAUUCAAAUUCCGAGCAUGGGGACGGUAGUGACUCUGAGGACGAUGUCAUGCCUGAGAAAAGACGGGUUUGUUUUCUGGUUGAUGGGAUUUGGACAUACGAGGUGCUGAUUGUUUUUUUAUUAUUGAUAGUCAACCGCUAG
Messenger RNA from Laccaria bicolor S238N-H82, 1635 nucleotides. RefSeq lists its product as uncharacterized. The coding region runs from base 1 to 1635 and encodes 544 amino acids. Lineage: Eukaryota; Fungi; Basidiomycota; Agaricomycetes; Agaricales; Hydnangiaceae. The transcript has 9 exons. Gene Ontology annotation, cellular component: nucleus. The record is from RefSeq and is a predicted model, not a curated record.